CAAUUCUCAAAUAUGAGGACCGAGAUUAUUAUUUAUAGUAUAUUUUUGUUAAUUUACGUGAAUGCAACCGAUGAUAGAAAAUCGAAUAAAAAAAAGUCAUGGCGAGACAAAGAUAUACGUGAUAUGAAUGAUGCAGAUUUAGAACACUUGUUAGAUCAGUGGGAGGAAAAUGAUGAACCAUUGGAACCAGAUGAAUUACCAGAACAUCUUAGGCCUAGCCCAAAAAUUGAUUUAUCGAAGCUUGAUAUGUCAAAUCCUGACAAUGUAUUGAAAGUGACAAAAAAAGGUAAAAGUGUGAUGAUGUUUGUUGAUACGAAUGAAGAUUUGUCAGUUGAAAAAGCUGAGACUAUAAUGAAAAUUUGGCAGACUAGUCUUCAAAAUAAUCAUAUUAUUGCCGAAAGGUAUCCAAUUGAUCAAAAAAGAUCUGUGUUCCUAUUUCACGAAGGUUCUCAAGCUGUAGACGCAAAAAACUUUUUCUUGGAACAACCAGAAUUGUCUCAUGUGACUCUUGAAGGCCAAACUUAUUUUAGAGAUCCAAAGAAACAGAGUGAAAGAAUGGCAAAACUUAGUAAACAAACAAGUAAACGAAAUAUUAAGAAGGACGAUAAUAACAAACAAGAGGAGCUAUAAUUUAUAUUAUACAUUUUUCGAAGAUGCUGAAUAUUUUUCAUUUGUAUAUUUUUGUACAUGUAGAUAUAUAUCUAUAUCUAUAAGCAAAUAAGUACAGGAUAAUUUUUGAUACAAAUAUUUUUUUGUUUGUAAAAAUAUACAACUUAAAUUACUUUUAUUUAAAUAUUUCAUAACUUACUGAAAUACUUAUAAAUAUCAUAAAUAAACUUGAUUUAUCCUAUA
Bombus pyrosoma is the source of this 852-nucleotide messenger RNA. It is a transcript of the gene boca, whose product is annotated as LDLR chaperone boca. The record is from RefSeq and is a predicted model, not a curated record. Gene Ontology annotation, biological process: protein folding. The transcript is spliced from 5 exons. Lineage: Eukaryota; Metazoa; Arthropoda; Insecta; Hymenoptera; Apidae. The coding region runs from base 13 to 630 and encodes 205 amino acids.